CGACAUCAGACAAGUUCAAGUUUUCGAACCGUAAGCACCAGAUCCAUAAUCAUAAUGUUCAAAUCCGCCGUUGUUAUUCUGGCUAUCGUUGCCUGCGCUGCUGCCAAGCCUGGACUUCUGGGUGCUCCCCUUGCUUACACUGCUCCUCUGGCUUACUCUGCUCCUCUGGCUUACUCAGCUCCUGCUGCCGUGGUAGCUGCUCCCGCUCCAGUUGUGACCGCCACCAGUAGCCAGGUUAUCGCCAGGAACUACAAUGGAAUCGCCGCUGCUCCUGUGAUUGCUCCCGUUGCCGCUCCUGUGGUGGCCAAGUACGCUGCUGCUCCAUUGGCCGCUCCUGUGGUGGCCAAGUACGCUGCUGCUCCAUUGGCUGCUCCUGUUGUGGCCAAGUACGCUGCUGCUCCAUUGGCCCACAUUUCCUCCUUGGCUUACACCUCGCCUUUGGCAUACAGUGCCUUGCCAUCAGCUCCUGUUCUUCUUUAGAAAACUUUAAAAGUAAUAAAAAAAAUC
Molecule: messenger RNA, 507 nt
Organism: Drosophila melanogaster (fruit fly)
Lineage: Eukaryota; Metazoa; Arthropoda; Insecta; Diptera; Drosophilidae
Exons: 2
Coding region: 55-480 (141 amino acids)
Source: RefSeq, marked reviewed